GGCGGGGCGAUUGGGGUCACGUGAUGCGGGCGUGCAGGCAGCGCGGGCGCUGCUGGGAAUAGAGCGGGAGGGGCGCGCGCGCGCGAGAGGGCGGCGGUUGACGGCGUCACCUCAGAUAUAAUCUUCUGCAAUGAAUAAACGGAAGUUAAAGGAGAGCGGCGGUACAGAUGGGGAAUGCAUCUCGCAGGUGCAAAAAAUGCUACGUGAAAGACUGUGUCACCAUCAUGCUGUGGGAAAAUUGUUUGGGAUGGAUCAGCAAUACAAGCAUCUGCUGGAACUGCUGAAGCAAACUGCAGUUCAUGGAGAAAGUAAUUCUGCCCUCAUUAUUGGACCCCGUGGAUCAGGAAAGACUGCGUUAUUGAAUCGUGUCUUAAAAGACCUCAGAGAAAUGAAGCAAGUGAAAGAGAACCUCUUGGAAGUUCAUCUGAAUGGGCUUUUGCAGACAAAUGAUAAAGUGGCCUUGAAAGAAAUCACCAGGCAGCUGCACCUGGAAAAUGUGGUUGGGGAUAAAGUUUUUGGCAGUUUUGCAGAAAAUCUUGUGUUUCUCCUUGAAGCUUUAAGGAAAGGAGACAGAACCAGCAGCUGCCCAGUCCUGUUUGUGCUGGAUGAAUUUGACUUGUUUGUGCAUCACAAGAACCAGACGCUUCUGUACAACCUGUUUGAUGUAUCCCAGUCAGCACAGACUCCAGUAACCGUUAUUGGACUCACAUGCAGGCAGGAUAUUCUGGAGCUCUUGGAGAAGAGAGUGAAAUCGAGGUUCUCUCACCGACAGAUCUACUUGAUGAAUUCCUUUACUUUUAAGCAGUACAUUAGGAUAUUCAAGGAGCAGCUUUCUCUUCCUGCUGACUUUCCUGACAAGGCUUUUGCACAGAAAUGGAAUAGCAACGUUCAGCUUCUAUCAGAAGACAAAGCUGUUCAAGAUGUACUGCAGAACCUCUUUCACUACAGCAAAGACCUGCGUUCGCUCCAUUUCCUGCUGAUGCUUGCUCUAAGUAAUGUUACUGUUCGUCACCCUCUUAUCACCGCAUCAGAUCUUCAGGAGGCAAGCAAGCAGUACAGGAUGGACUCGAAAGCAAAUAUUGUCCAUGGUUUGUCUGUCCUGGAAAUCUGCCUAAUUAUAGCUAUGAAACACUUAAAUGAGGUUUAUGAAGGAGAGCCAUUUAACUUCCAGAUGGUUUACAAUGAAUUUCAGAAGUUCAUCCAAAGGAAGGCACACUGCAUGUACAACUUCGAAAAGCCCGUCGUUAUGAAGGCAUUUGAACACUUACUGCAGCUGGAAUUAGUGAAGCCCAUAGAAAGGCCGUCGGUGCGUUCUCAGCGAGAGUACCUCUUAAUGGAGCUGCUUUUGGACAACAACCAAAUCAUGGAUGCUUUGCAGGCGUAUCCCAACUGUCCCACAGACGUCAAGCAGUGGGCAGCGUCGUCGCUGAGUUGGUUGUGAACGUCUGGAACCUCACAGCACACUGCAUCAGGACAUGUGGAGCUGAACACCAUGGAGCUGCACCCUGCAGUAGCAGCAACCCUUCUGAGCCACGUGGAACCUCAGCAGAAGGCUGAGCAGCAGUGUGACACAGCACAGAGCAGCACCGCAGCCCUGCCUUCCCUCCCUGCUGAGAGCACACUGACCUACGUCCUGUUUGCUGUAACCUCCAUUAUUUUUGCCAGAGAUGAAGUCCCUGUAGAACAGCACCUUGGGGCUGUACAGACCAAUCUUCCAAGGUAACGUUCACAGUGAGCCCCUAACUGUAACAUUACAGGCUAAUUUCCAAAGCCCUCCAAUGCUCGGUGUGAUAACAAACACGCGGUGAUAAAAACACACAGCACAGCACUGGCUGACAUCAGUUCUGUAAUCCAGAGGUUUAACGCAUUUAUUGUACUCUGUGUAAAGGACCCAAUAAACCUGGUGGAGCAGUACUUCUGAGAAGCACUUUGGCACCUAUCUACCAGUCCAUUUAUAAUUCACAUGUAAGGCAUGACUUCUGAAACUCAAAAAUAACAUUGGAGUUGUGAAAAGCAAUUUCAGUGUUCUUCCCUACGUUUCUGCCAGUCUGCAGCACGGACAGCGGUAUUCGUUACCUCUGAUUUGUCAUUGCAUAUUUAAAUUACACUGUGACUAAAUUAUCCCUGACAUCUGUAAGUGUUUAGCAUCUGAAAAGUGUGGCGGUGGUUUCAGCUGGGGUUGGAGAAGCCCAUGUAUCACAGACAGCAAGCAGUACGCUGAUAAGAUGGCACCAACUUGAAGUAGAGCGAAGAUGCAAAUCUCAAAGCAGAGAGGAAGGAAUUUGGGGUAACUGAGCUUCCUGAGGUGAUCCUGAAACAGAGACACAGAAGCCACUGCAUCCUGUUUAGUGAGACAGAGAACACGCUAGGCAGACCUCGUCACAAACAUAAAUAGGAAAAAGAACUUCUCUUUAAAAUAAAAUAAAAAAAGUCUAAGAUCUCAGAGCUUUCCAGUGUCACAGCUCACAGAAAAUUAAAAAAGUCAUGCUUAAGCUUUCAACUAUUCCUCAGACACAGCAAACCUAAAUAGUAUUCCAUUAAAUAAAUGUAUGAGAUACUCUGGGAAACAGAGGUAAGAGAAAAAGCUUCAAACUAAAACAGGGAGGAAAAGGUCGUUUCAAUAAACAGCACUUUCUUUUUUUUAUACACAACAAGCUAGUACAAGAAAAAGGCUAAAAACACUGCUUUAGGAAUGGCCAUUUACUGUUGGCAUGAAGCAUAGCUUACCCUUUUUAAAUAACACAGUGAAUUUGAAAUACAUCAUUUACAAAACACGGAUCAAUUUAUUAUUCCAAUUUUGUUAGUGUUGUCAAUCUCAUAAUUUAGCAGAGGUGGAACUGAGGUAUACCUUGUUGAGGGAGGUUAAGUAAUACUUGGAAGCCUCUUUGCUAUAUCCCACUUGAUUACUUUUGUUUAUGUACACCGAACAGCAGCACACUAAACAUUCACAAGCUGUGUCAUAUUGGCAUUACAAUAGUCAUCUUUAUAAACAACAGCAAAUGCAAUAAAAACAAGUUACCCUUUUUUUUUCUUUUUUUUUUUUUCUUUUU
Molecule: messenger RNA, 3050 nt
Organism: Lagopus muta (rock ptarmigan)
Lineage: Eukaryota; Metazoa; Chordata; Aves; Galliformes; Phasianidae
Gene: ORC4
Product: origin recognition complex subunit 4
Exons: 15
Coding region: 131-1441 (436 amino acids)
Biological process (GO): DNA replication; DNA replication initiation
Cellular component (GO): nucleus; nuclear origin of replication recognition complex
Molecular function (GO): DNA replication origin binding
Source: RefSeq, a predicted model, not a curated record